Messenger RNA from Caenorhabditis remanei, 1185 nucleotides. RefSeq lists its product as uncharacterized. The record is from RefSeq and is a predicted model, not a curated record. NCBI's taxonomy places the organism in Eukaryota, Metazoa, Nematoda, Chromadorea, Rhabditida, Rhabditidae. Bases 1 to 1185 code for a protein of 394 amino acids. The transcript is spliced from 5 exons.
AUGAAAUUUCAAUCGAUAAUUCAUUAUCUCAUAUUGAUCGUUGUCGUUAGGAAUGGAGAUGCUCCGCAACAAAUGACUGGAAAAUUGUCAAAGGAGAAGAACGACCAGAGGCUGGCGACUUGUGGAAAAGAGGUUCUUGCUCGUUCGUCUGCACAAGUACCACAUGAACCGUCAUGGUUGUUGUGGGCGAUGACUAAGAAUCCCCAUAAAGACUCUUCUGAUACCGGAGUCUCACUGGCUACCUUCAUUUCGUGUCGCCACGUUUUAACGUCUUCACAAGUGGUCCUCUAUGAUAAUAAGACACACAUCCCGGUACCCGAUGAGGUUCUCGCCCAGAUAUCGUUAUACUAUGUGGAUUGUCUACGUAAGAAUCCACCAAACUGCGAGCCUCUUCGAUUUCAAUUAAAACAGGCGUAUAUUUUGAAUUACUGUAGAAUAAAUAAAGGCGACUGGGCCUUGGGACAAGCAUUAAUGGUUGUGGAUAUUGGAAUGGACUUCAAGAUGAGUCCGCCGUGUUUGGAGGAUGAAACAACCGAUGUUGUCAAAGGGAACAGAGAGAUGAAUGUAUAUACGCUCAAAGGUGGUGGUGUGAUGUAUAACAAACUUCCGAUCCUUGAUAAGAAAGAGGACCUUAUAGUUUUCGAUCAAUAUAACUCAAUAGGAGAUCGUGGAGGUCCCGUUAUGAAGAGAGUCAAUUCCAAAGAGACAUUGAUUGGGCUCAGCAUGCAAAGCAUAAAUGAAAAGUUUUCAGUCGCGUGGAGAGUCAGUUUCUCGGACUGGGAUUUGUGUGGUGUCGUGGGAGUGUGUAGUAGGGCGGAGCUUGGACCGGAUCCCCCAUUGCCACCAUCUACUCCGACCACGGAGCUCAUACCCAAAGAACAAUUGACGACGCCUCUCAAGACUCCAGAAGCCCCGCCUCCUCCUCCGACAUCUCCUCCAGAGCCAUCUACAGAAGCCCCGCCCACUCGUGCAGCUCCGCCAGCUAGAAGACGGGAAGACGACGAUACGGAUGAUGAGAUGUAUUUAAAGAGAAAGAAGGAGAAGGAAGAGGCGGCGAUGUAUGAAGAUGAGGAUACGGAUAUAUUGAUUAGUAAGGAUGAUUUAAAUGAUUGUGAUGGUCGACGAGGAGGACUGCAGAGUAUAUUUUUGUGUCUUUUUGUGUUUUAUUGGUUUUUGUGUGAAUAA